ACCCUGCUGGGGUUGACUGAGUAGACGAUGCGGUCAUGUAUGCAGUUAAUGUGUAUUGUUUGCGGUACUGACAGAUUUAAUUGACAUAAUAUCCCCAUGGGAUGAGGUUUUCGGCGUAGGCAGCCCUUCUUGACCAAAUCUUCCGUACUCGUCGGCUUGGGACCGGUUUCCGAGUUUCAUGCAAACCACACACAAAGUCAGAUUUGCAUACAGAUAGGAUCCCGCUCCACCUCAGCGCAGUGCCGAGUCUUCCACACUUCCAUUCAUGUGCGUGUCAGUCUGCAGCGCAACCUACCGCACGUUGCUUCUGCUAUUUUUAUUAUUGUUGCAAUUGGUAAACAGUGCAGCGAUGCCGAUACCCAAAGCCGCUUUUCAUUGGCCAAAUAGGACGUCCGUCUGUGCACUUCCGCCCGUUUGUUCGAUUUUGAUUGGGCCGAGAGCUCCUUUUUUCCUCUCCUUCACGGCGGUGGGUCGGAGCCGCCGUAACCCUGGUGUGGCACGUUCCUUGCUAUCUGAACCUUGUAAAAUUGGGCCUGUUCCCCCCCUCCCCCUCGCCCCCCGAACUCAAGUCACCCCUUCACUUUAUCACAGCUACCUAGACGUUAUUGCGUCAAACACAACUCCAAAUACCCAGCAGAUACCUCAGAAGAUGGCGGUGGUUAGCGGGAUGUCGGGGUCGGCAGUAGCCCGGCUGGAGGGCCGAGAAUUCGAGUAUUUGAUGAAGAAAAGGUCGGUGACCAUUGGUCGGAACUCCUCGCAGGGCUCCGUGGAUGUCAGCAUGGGACAUUCCAGCUUCAUUUCUAGGCGGCACCUUGAGAUUUUCACGGCGAGCGAAGAUGGUACGGGCAUGGGGGAAUUCUACCUCCGAUGCCUUGGCAAAAACGGGGUGUUUGUGGAUGGGGUGUUCCAGAGAAGAGGGGCUCCACCUCUGCAGCUUCCACGAAUAUGUUGCUUCCGAUUCCCUAGCACAAGUAUAAAAAUCACAUUCACUGCACUUUUAAGUGACAAAAAGGAGCAGAGGAACGUGCCCGAAUCACCGGUCAAGUCCGUACAACCUCAAAUUUCCCCACUUACCAUCAACAUUCCAGACAAUAUUGCCCACCUUAUGAGCCCACUGCCUUCACCUACUGGCACAUUAAGUGCUGCAAACUCCUGCCCAUCAAGUCCAAGGGGGGCGGGACUGUCCAGCUAUAGGAGCGGCCGAGUUCUGGCCUCUGACCUUAUAGCAGAUAACUCCCAGUCAGAAAAUGACAAGGAGGCAUCAGGUGAAGACAGCCCAAAGGGGGACUCCAAACCACCAUAUUCAUAUGCACAACUGAUAGUCCAAGCCAUUACCAUGGCCCCAGAUAAACAACUGACACUGAAUGGAAUAUACACUCACAUCACAAAGAAUUAUCCCUACUACAGAACAGCUGAUAAAGGCUGGCAGAAUUCCAUUCGCCACAACCUAUCCCUGAACCGGUACUUCAUCAAAGUAGCACGCUCGCAGGAGGAACCCGGGAAAGGAUCGUUCUGGAGGAUCGACCCCGCUUCUGAAGGAAAACUCAUAGAACAAGCCUUCAGGAAACGUAGGCCCAGGGGAGUGCCUUGCUUCAGGACCCCUGUAGGACCCCUCUCUUCUCGGAGCGCUCCUGCUUCUCCCAAUCACACAGGGGCGCUGUCGGCUCACUCCAGUGGCGUGCAGACCCCAGAUAGCCUUUCUAGAGAGGGGUCCCCAGUGCCCAUGGAGUCGGAGCCAACCCCGGCACCAGCACCUACCCCAACUGCCACCGUCCAGCCCAAACUUGCUGUCAUCCAAGAGGCCCGCUUUGGACAGAAUUCCACUGGUUCUUCACUUUCGAACCAGCCCGUAUUGAUUGCCGUGCAACGCCAGAUGCCUCAGACGACCAUGAAGCCUGUGACCUACGCCGUAGCGACGCCAGCCAUCGUGACGACGACCGUCAGCUCGGCGCCCGUCAUGCAGACGGUGCACGUUGUCCAUCAGAUCCCGACCGUCACCAUGACAACAGUCAGCGCUCAGCCCACUGCUACACUGAUGCCAGACUCUCAGGAGAAUGGAGGGGGAGAGCACCAAGGGAUUAAAGUGAAAGUGGAGCCGCUCCCGUCGAUCUCCGCCUCGUCAAUAGGUGGAGUCGGUCGCAUCAUCCAGAGCUCUCAGGCCGCUCCCCUGACUACAGUAACCAUAAUGCAACCGGCUCCGCUCGGCCAGCACCAGCUUCCCAUAAAGGCCAUCACACAGAAUGGCACUCACUUGGUCCCCAUUAGUUCUGCAGGCACAGCUGUUGCAAGCCCUCUCCACCUUCUGGCCACACACGCCUCAGCGUCCGCGUCCUUGCCCACCAAGAGGCAGAAUGGUGAGCUUCAGGAAGCGCCCGCAUCCAAGAGGGCAAAAAUGCAGGAUGGCAACGAGGGAGAGGCAAUGGCCGCGAACGGCAAUAACAACAAUGGCUCUGCGGCUGCUGAUGGUGCCGGAGAAGCAGAGGUUAGUGAAGCAGUGGACAACCAGUAGCCACCACCCACCCAGACCCCCUCCAUAUGCAUCCUGAGCCCUGCCGUCGCCCAUAUUGAGCCUCACGCCGUCCACACUGACCUCUUCAUUUUUACUGGUUAUUAUCUACGGCAAAGUGCCAAAAAGAGAAGAGAUUACUACAGCAAAAGAGAAUGUUCCAAUCUCGUCCUUCCCUCUCCACGUGGAAUUAAAAAUCCAAGCAUUGUCGGCUUUUGAGCAGGGAAACCCCUCUUGAAGCACAGGAAAUUAGAAUCCCAAAUUCCAGCUGACUUAUUGGGACGGAAAUGCGCCAACAGCCUCACCCCGGUUACAUUCUCAGCACUCGGUGUGUGGCGCGAUCAAACAUGCCACCUAGUGAAAAUCCCCCACUAAGGGAAGCGCGUGGACGGGUGGACAUUCCCAUCUUCGGCAGCUAGCCUCCCUGACCCAGUUGUGAGUAGAUCUAUAUGCAGUAUUCUAUUGUGCAAAUGUGUCCUUGGAUCUCUUCAUUUCUCCAAGGACCAGUGAUGAAUUCAUAAAUCGUAUUCAGAAAAAUAUAAAGUGGGGUCUUGAUGAACAUUUAAAAUAUCACCUGAUAUUUUGGUUAGCUUUUGUUUUGUAUGUGAACUUUGUUCUGUGAAAUGAAUGUAGUCUUUUUUUUCUUUUUUCUUUGGAAAACACUAUCUAAUAGAUUGGAUUCUCUAUUGCUCAUUCAUGCAAAUAUUUAGUUUUUCCACCACUGUACAUGGAGACUUUUUUUCACAUUUUACAAAUGUCCAACAAGAUGAUUUAAAAAAAAAAAAAGUAUAUUGCCAUGCGUAUUUGACCAUAUGCUUCAUUGAGCUUGCAUGUUAACACAUCUGGAGAUAUAAUGUACUGGUUAUCUGAAUAUGGAACUGAAGAACGUUUAGACUGAAUCUAUGCUUUUGAGUCUGCCCAGUGCUGCACUUACCCCUCUAAGUUUUUUUUUCUUUUUCUAUUUUUAUCAUUUGAGCUUAUUUUCCCCCCCUUUUUUUACCUUUUUGUGUUGGUUGUUGCAGUGUACUCAAUGCUGUUCUGUUAACUAAACGUGUCGAAUCAUAUUGUAUUCUGUUACAAAAGGAAAGGCAAGUGAUAUUUGUUCUGCUUCAGUGGGUGUGUGUGUGUGUGUGUGUGUGUGUGUGUGUGUGUGUGUGUAUAUAUAUAUAUAUAUAUAUAUAUACACACACACACAUACAUGAAUUUAUUUAAAACACUGCCUUUUAGUUUGUAUUUAGUAAAAAAAUCUAUGCUUGGCUAAUCUGCAUUCACAAAAUCUGAUAAUUAUUUUCUUGUCGAUGAAAUGAAUUUUCAACUCUGUCAACCUGUGUGUUAUUUACGGUCAAAAAUAGGGAUGGUAGGCGCAUCCAAUGGCAGGCAGUUAAUGGGGCUUUGUCGACUCUCUACCUCCCCCUAUGAUUCGUAAAUAUAAUAAUAAUAAUUUUUGAGCCACUGUGUAAAUGCAUCCAAUCUUCAGCACAGUCUGGUCGUCAGUCAGGAUAAAAAAUAUAUAUAUAAUAUGAAAAGUUUCCAGAACCCCACAGCUCAGGGGGCCAGUACCAGCCUCAAUCAUCUAUAAAUGGAAGCGAUUCAGAUCCACCAGAACCCUUCCUGGAGCUUGCUUAUUAAAAUGCUUUAAUACAUUUGCAACAUUGAAAAACAAAAUUAUGAUGGGAUGUGUGUAGACUUUGGAGAAAAAAUGAUUUAUAUGGCACAAUCCAGUAGAACAUAAAGCACUGUGAAUGUUUCCCAGGUUAUUAAAGGGCUUUUUGGGGGGUAAUUAUAUGUUAUUCAAUUUAAGUCAUUGUUUCUAAGCGGGGCGGAACAGUCGGUUAAGCUGGUAAAACGUUGGCCUCACAGUUCUGAGGACCAGGGUUCGAUCCCGAACCUGCCUGUGUGGAGUUUGCAUGUUCUCCCCGUGCCUGCGUGGGUUUCCUCCGGGGCACUCCAGUAUCCUCCCACAUCCCACAAACAUGCAGCAUUAAUUGGACACUCUAAAUUGCCCCUAGAUGUGAUUGUGAGUUUGGCUUUUUGUCUCCAUGUGACAUGCGAUUGGCUGGCAACCAGUUCAGGGUGUACCAUAACUACAGUAUAUAUUAUAUAGUGCAUACUGUGCUUGCUGUCACAACUCAUUGGUUGGUAUCUUUUAGGUAAGACUGAAAUUGUUGAAUGUUAGUUAUGUGCUUACACACAGAGAAACUCAGAAGAGAUAAAACCAUCAAACUUGUAUGUGUAAAAGCUGCGGUUAUAUUUAACAAAUGUAAAUGCAGAUUUAGUUUUACAAUCAAACUCAAUGCCAUAUAUGUACUUAGCAGUUGGCUUGUCACUUUUGUGCAGCGUCCCUUCAAUGUUCAGUGAUGGUGAAACUAUACAAUCUGGUGAACAAGUGAAAUGUUGCAGUGUAAGUGCUCUUACAACCUGAUAGAAAUGUAGAUGAUACAAAAACAAAAAAUUGUUUAAGUACAGCUUUCUGCUGAUGAGACCGGUUUAAGUAAUUCACACUGGUGUCACAAAGACAACUCCUUGAUUUGCAUUAGCGGAGAGCAGAAAGAAGCAGGUUUUAAGUACAAUAUACUGAUAUUACACGUGCCCUGUGACAGUUGAAGGGCAAGUCUACAUGGAACAACAUAAUUGGCUUCAUUUCCAGACAAGCUCAACUCAAUAUUGUGAAAGAGUGAAAGAAAUCAAAAUUUCAGAUCACCAUGACCACUCCAAUCAUGAACAUGCGCUGUUACAUGUUGAAAAGAAAAAGUAGGGUUCUGUUUUUUCCCCCUUCCCCAUUUAAAUGUUAUCUAAGUUACUUGGCUCUUUGUGGUAGUAUCUUUUUUUUUUUUUUUUGCAUUGUGACUA
This is a messenger RNA of Syngnathoides biaculeatus (alligator pipefish), 5356 nucleotides long. It is a transcript of the gene foxk2a, whose product is annotated as forkhead box K2a. The coding region runs from base 266 to 2509 and encodes 747 amino acids. The record is from RefSeq and is a predicted model, not a curated record. Lineage: Eukaryota; Metazoa; Chordata; Actinopteri; Syngnathiformes; Syngnathidae. The transcript is spliced from 9 exons. Gene Ontology annotation, biological process: regulation of transcription by RNA polymerase II. Gene Ontology annotation, molecular function: DNA-binding transcription factor activity, RNA polymerase II-specific; protein binding; RNA polymerase II cis-regulatory region sequence-specific DNA binding.